UUAUUAUUUCAUUUUUCUAUAUUAGAAGUGAUCAUCAUUUUUCACCCUCUUCAUAUUUUUCACCCAAAAUAAUUAAAUUAAAUUAAAUUAAAUUAGAUUAAAUUUGUUGUGAGGUGAGGUGUUAAGAAGAAGAAGAAAUAAAAAAUGGGUUCAGAGACAUUUCUUGAAGUGAUCCUCGCAAUUUUGCUUCCUCCAGUUGGUGUCUUCCUCAGAUAUGGCUGUGGAGCGGAAUUCUGGAUUUGUUUGUUGCUCACAGUGUUGGGAUACAUACCUGGGAUUAUAUACGCCAUUUACGUGUUGGUCGUUUAGGGGGGCAUAUUCGUAAUUUCACUUUCUUUCUUUCUUUUUCUUUUUCUUUUUUUUUUUUUUUUUUUGGUAGAAAUUAAUUGAACUUCUGUACUGUAUGAGUUUUAACUAUGUUGAUCUUUCAUGUCGGGUUUCUCUAAAUCUCUUGAGAUUAUUGAGUUCUAGU
Molecule: messenger RNA, 472 nt
Organism: Erythranthe guttata (spotted monkey flower)
Lineage: Eukaryota; Viridiplantae; Streptophyta; Magnoliopsida; Lamiales; Phrymaceae
Product: salt stress-induced hydrophobic peptide ESI3
Cellular component (GO): membrane
Source: RefSeq, a predicted model, not a curated record